Suillus plorans is the source of this 528-nucleotide messenger RNA. RefSeq lists its product as uncharacterized. The coding region runs from base 76 to 450 and encodes 124 amino acids. The record is from RefSeq and is a predicted model, not a curated record. NCBI's taxonomy places the organism in Eukaryota, Fungi, Basidiomycota, Agaricomycetes, Boletales, Suillaceae. The transcript has 4 exons.
CGCAACAACUCACUCUAAGCUACCCAUCACCAACCUCGACACCACCAUGGAUUGCUUUUUUUGUCUACCAAUCAUAUGUUCGUGGGAUUUCUCGCCUACCAUGCUCGCGCUCCGCCAUACUCGAUAUUUAUAACACCUUUUACAGUCGGCUGCCCCACAAAAAUCAAGCCGGAAGGAAACGAAGGAGCCAGAAUAUGUCCUCGGUGCCAUAACGCUGCGAUGUUCUCCGCCAAGUCUAGAACCUGGUUCGAGCUCUGUUUCGUCCCGCUCAUUCCUCUAAACUCGAAGCAUGUGUGGAUGUGCGGGAUAUGUCAGCUGCAGGUGCAUGUGCAGCCUGGGUGGGAGCCUCAGGUGGCUCAGCCGGGGUAUCAGCAUCCGCAGUUGCAGGGCCAGUAUGGGCCGUCUCAGAGCGGUGGAUACGAGCCUGGGUAUAUCCAACCUCAGAAGUGACCCGGAUGUCGAGCGUGUCAUGGAUCAUUAACUAUUUUUGCUCGUCUGCAUGAGAGUUACCCUGUAGGAUGAUGAGGU